This is a messenger RNA of Venturia canescens, 12791 nucleotides long. RefSeq names its product myocyte enhancer factor 2 (gene Mef2). Gene Ontology annotation, molecular function: protein dimerization activity; RNA polymerase II cis-regulatory region sequence-specific DNA binding; DNA-binding transcription factor activity, RNA polymerase II-specific. The coding region runs from base 2466 to 3911 and encodes 481 amino acids. Lineage: Eukaryota; Metazoa; Arthropoda; Insecta; Hymenoptera; Ichneumonidae. Gene Ontology annotation, biological process: positive regulation of transcription by RNA polymerase II. The transcript has 7 exons. The record is from RefSeq and is a predicted model, not a curated record.
AGGAGAAGCCUCGCGGCGGGAGGGGGAGGGCUGAGACGGAACUCGUCUCUUCUCGCCGUGUGCGUACGAGCGACUCUGGACUCGAGCCCUAACCUACAAUUCGAGAAAACAAGAAAAGCUGGCAAGACCAAACACGGUGCGAAAAAAGGUGGAAAAAGUUUCGACGGAUUGGUCGAUCUUGGAGGAUACAACGAGGCCGCUAUUUCAGGUAGAAAUCUCAACGUCCGAGAGGCCUUUUGAAAGAUCUGCUUCACUCUCCGACUCACCAGGAUCGUUUGUUAUUAUGUGAUUUUAAAAAUCUCCGGAGCAAUAACAACAGGGCCAGUAGCAAUGUCCCAUCGCCAACGACCAAGACCUUCUCUCUGCUUUGAGAGCAAAGCCAGUUGUUCGAGCCAGGCGAGACUAGUGCUUAUUCGAAUACAUCUUCACAACGCUCCCCUCCCCUCCUCUCCUCUUCGUUUUCCCUUCGCGCGUUCUCCCCUCUACCCUGGCUUUUUUCCAGCCCCCUCCCUUCCUCCCGGACUGUAUCAUCGACGGACCGUGUUGCCGAAAAGCUCGUCAGGCUGCAAGAUACAGAGGGAGAGAGAGCGAGACGCGAGCCCGUACAAGACGGAGAGAAGGAGAGAGAAUUUUUGUUGAACGCGGAGCGCGCAACAGCAGCGCCACACCGGCUAAUCCCUCGCUUUAUAGUUCACUAUCGUCGUCGUCGUCGUCGCCGUCGGUAGUCGUCAUCACGGCUGACUCGUCGACGCACACGUGAAAUUUAUUAUUUUAAGAAACAAAAAGAAAAGGAAACCUCGCAUAUACAAUCGUACGCAUAUACGCGUAUAAGCACAUAGGAUAUAAAAGGGAAAAAAGUACAAACCGCGUACGCUUGAAAACGCAUGCGCCAUUCGUCAACCGUUGAAUUAUCGUAUGUGCGCGCUCUUUCCUCAGUCGCGCGCGCAUCACUCUAGUCUCUCUUUCUCUAUUACGAACGCUCUCUCGCGAGAACACGCGGCGUUUUAAGUGGAGAAAUAAUACAUCAUUCGAACAAGCGCAACAAACGAGAUCGUCUCGUGGAACGCGAUCAUGAAAAUAAAUGAAAAUACGAACCGGGUGUGAUGCUCGCUCGGUAGAGAGUUGAGACGGAGAGGAGCAGCGGUUAAGAAACUUAGUGCCAAUCAACGAAGGAUUUAUACUCUUUUAUUGAGAUUAUAUUGAGGAGAAUAAUUAACUCGCGAGUCAGCUAUAAUAAUAAUAACAACAACGUAUUUAAUAAUCAAGUGAAAAGUGAUCUAAUCUAUGAAACAUACGUCCUGAGGAGAAUAUCACGAGUGCACGCGCGCCAUCGAUCAACAUUGAGGAGAAGCACAUGGGCACUCGGAACUCUUGGAUUUUCAUUGAAUUCCACUGAAAUUCGUGACUUUUUGUGCGCGCUUCUGUGUAUUCGCUUCGUCGAGGGUGCGCGUGUGUUUUUUCCCCUUCUUCGAAAAGAUAUCGCCAAACUUCACCGUCGAUGUUUGUUGUACUAUUGUUAUCGUCGUGCCGAUACGCGAGAGCGAGAAAAAAAGAGGAGCGGGUCUUUUAUCCGCGUGUUUGUAUAAACUUUUUCGAGUGACGAGCGACUGCGUUAACAAAGCUUUUCUCAUUUUUCGAUUUGAAAAAAAGCGUCGACUGUUUCGUUGAAUUGUACUGACGCUGUAACAAGCGUCGCCGGUUCACCUUUCGGCAUUAUUUCGCUCUGAAAUUUGGACGAAUAUUUUGAACAAAGCCGGGAGAAUCACGGGUGCGAAAAACUCGGAGAACGGGGGACGUCGAAUCGAAUUUUUUCUGCUUCCACGUUCGAGCGUACUUUUUAGCCUUUGUCGCGGGAGAGCAGGAUGACGGGGGUGGUGAAAACACCCGACACGUGCGCGCAAUGACGUACAUCGGUGCUAAAUAAGACAACAUUUUUUCUUUUGAACUUUAUUAUUCUCAUUAUCAUAACUUUGUAAGCGUUUUUUUAUUCUCGUACGCGAUGAAGUAAAAAGGACUUUACAUCGGCCCACGCGCUCCGACCAACGUGCUUGUGUGCUCAUUUAUAUGUGAACGCGUGUCCGCGGAUGCGUAUCAUUGAAAAAUGUCAAUAAUAAUAGACGAGCCUGAAUUUCGGUGAAUACACGAACGUGGCAUUUCGUGCAAGAGCUCUAGCGCUCCCUCUCAAAACAAUAACCGCGGUAAUAUUUUUUUUUUCGUUUCUCGUGCGUGGACUCUGCAUCGUGCAUCAGUGCAACGCGUUCUCACGGAUUUCGGUGCACCUCGAGAAUCUCAAUAUCAGCGUAAUUAUUGACUUUUUUUAUUUUACUUUUUUUCCCCCAUUUUUUUCAUCGGACUCACUGAGAUAAGGGCAUCCUUCGUUUGCCAAUAGAAAAAGAUCGUGUUUUUAACAUUCCACGGAGAUAUUCGAGAGAACUUGGAGACUGUACGGGAACAAAGAGGAUAAAAUGGGUCGAAAGAAGAUACAAAUAUCGCGCAUCACCGACGAGCGAAAUCGUCAGGUGACGUUCAACAAGAGGAAAUUCGGUGUUAUGAAAAAAGCUUACGAACUGUCGGUACUGUGCGACUGUGAAAUAGCCCUAAUCAUAUUCAGUUCGAGCAACAAGCUAUAUCAAUACGCGAGCACCGACAUGGACAAGGUUCUUCUCAAGUAUACCGAGUAUAAUGAACCACACGAGUCUCUUACCAACAAAAAUAUCAUCGAGGCGCUCAACAAGAAGGAGCAUAAGGGUGCCAUGUCACCUGAGAGCCCGGAGCCCGACGCUAACGAUUACAAUCUAACCCCCCGUACGGAGGCUAAGUACACGAAAAUCGACGAGGAAUUCCAAAUAAUGAUGCAGAGAAAUCAGCACAACGGCUCGAGGGGCAUGGCUCAAUCGAAUUACACUCUGCCCGUGACAGUUCCGGUGAACAAUUAUGGAGAAUCGCUUCUCGGAUCUAGUCCUCAAAUGGCGCACACCAGCAUCUCUCCACGGCCGUCCUCUUCUGAAACUGAUUCAGUUUACCCACCUGGAGGAAUGUUGGAAAUGAGUAAUGGUUAUCCACCGUCAGCGUCACCGCUGGGUGGCUCGCCGAGUCCAGGGCCAUCCCCGGCUCUCGGGGUUGCCGGUGGCGGUGGUAAUAAGGGACCGAAUUCAUCACGUCACUCACCACAACCACCACCGCCGCCUCAUCCGCACAGAUCCAAUUUACGAGUCGUUAUUCCCGCACCACUCACACAACCGCUCUCUGAAGAUACUAAUUAUGACGGUGGUCACGGACAAGGCGCUCUAAACACACCGGUCGUCGCGUUACAAACACCGUCUGUCGCCGCUGGUUAUUCUAGUUUCGGCCCGACAGAUUAUUCCUCGGAUCUCGGUAGUCUAACAUGGUCUCAUCAGAGGUACGUUGACGAUUUGUCAAUGUACUCAGCCGCCACAAUGUCGAAUAUCAGUGGCCUUCCUCAUCUGGCAGUAUCGAGCAGUACGCCGCCACCGUCCACGUCUCCAUUGCCGGUUAAAAUAAAGAGCGAGCCAAUAAGUCCGCCUCGUGAUCCGCACGGUGGUAACGGAAUAACGAACGUAGGGCCUGGUUCGUCGAGUAAUCUUCACCACACGAAUUUGAGUGUGGGUCAAUCGUCCAGUAGUAUCGUGCCCUCUUCGCUGCACGUAUCGCACACGGUGCCGCAAACAUUGAAUCUAAUAUCGAGCAGACCAACGAGUAAUCCGCCGCCAUCCCAUUCGGGCAGUAUUACACCGACAAAUUUGCCAUCUCCUGGUGGCGGUGGUUCCGGGGGUGGGGUUGUCAAUUCCGGUGACAUGAGAACGAGUCACGGGGGCGCAGGAAAUAAUUCCGACUACGAGAACGGACCUCUUAUGAAACGCACGAGAAUCACCGAAGGCUGGUCCAAUUAACCGACGUAGCCACGCGGGUCUUUUUUCUCUUCAUUUUUCUCCCGUUGUUAAUUCUCAAAUGAAAAAAAAAAAGAAAAAAAAAACAAGAACGUGAGAAUUUCUCGCUCGGACCCAGCAACGAGUUGUCCAUCGCGAUGAAGACGCUUUUUAAUGAAGGAAACCGAGAAUACUACCGGUUUUCACGACUUUUGUCGACAAUGCCCAGUGGAAUGAAAAAAAAAAGCAAAUGUAUAUGCGUGUGUAUAUAUAUUUACACAUAUAUAAAAAUGAUAUAUAUAUAUAUACACACACAUAUUUGGAAGGAAGAAAAAUCCAUUUAUACCGUGGAUUUAAUGCUAAGAGAAAGAGUGCAGAUACAAGCAGAACAUUUGUUUGAUGAAAAAAAAACGCGGUGCCAUAAUGUUGAAACUUUAUAUAUAUAUAUACACACACAAAUAUAUAUAUAUAUAUUUAUAUAUAUAUAUAUAUCGUGUAUAUAAUAAGAGGUGUUGUUUGUAUAUAUAUGUCGAAAGUUCAUAAUGUUUUUUUUUUUCGAUGAGGCACAGGUGCAAUCGAACUUGCCGCGAUAAUCGAGCAAAAAAAAUUAUAUGAUGUCGAAUACGAGAUAUUAAAGAAAAAGAAACACACAAAAAUAAUAAUUAUCUAUGUUAUGUACGUAUAAAUGAAAGAGAAAAAAACGAACAUCGAUGAAACUGUCGACCGAUCAUAAAACUUGGAAAUGUACAUGUAACACGUACGUCUACAUAAAUAUGUAUGUAGAAAUUUACAUGUACUAAUGUACUGGAAGUGGUGAGAGCUUUGAAGAAAAAAAAAAAAAGAAAAAAAAACGAAAAACAGUCAGGUUAGAGAGGCGAAAGAAGUAAAAGUGAGAUUUCCACACUUACGGAGUUUACAAGAGCGAAUGACCUCAGCAGCAUAAUCCGUUGAUUAUAACUUUACCUCAUUUAAUCGAUCGAGACUCCAAAUUCAUUAAUUUGGAGUAAAGUCACACAAAGUUUCGUCUCGCUAAUUCGUCAAUGUCGAAAAAUCCGGAUUCAAUCUUCGAUUAGUAAUCGAUCUCUAGUCAUUAGAAUGAAAAAGAAGAAAAAAAAAGAAACAAAAGAAGGAAAAAUUAUAACUAAAUUAGUAUCUAAUUCGAGUGCAACUCGAAUUAAUUGAACGAAUCAUGCUUUUUAUUUUGUUUUCUCCUAAUUAUAACUUCGUUUUCAACUUUUUGUUUGUUUUAUUUGUAUCUUUUUUUUCGUUUACUCAAAAUAUUUCGCAAGUGCGCAUGAAAUUUGAAACAAGAGGAAAACUGAUUUCGCCUGACGCUUGUUAUACUUUUGUCCACGAUUUCCAUCGAGUUGAGAUACGCCUUUUUUUUAUCAUUUCAACCGUUACCCUGUAUUGUUUUUUGUCUUCUUAUUGAAUAAAAGCUGCACUUGUACACUUUGACCAACGAGAAAAAUUCCUAACUUUUUAACGUUUAACAAUACAGCAAGAAAACUUUGCUUCCCUCUGCUUUUGUCAGAUACACAAAGAUGUUCGAUCGUUCAAUCAUUUUCGUUUGGUAAUAGUUGGAAGCAUCCUCCCUGUAUGUAUGCGCAAGUGUGUGCGUGUGUGUGUGUGUAUGUGCGUCUGUGUUUAUCCUUUAUUCUCUCCAUCAAUGGGGAAUGAAACAGAAAAAAUAGAUAUUUCAAAAAUGAGUGAGUUGCGUUAACGGUCUAUGUUUGCUGACGCGAUCGAGUAAUCGAUCGAAAGAAAAAACAUUUUCGAGAAAAAGUUAAAAUUCGAUUGGGAGUGUACCAAAAAUGAAAAAAAAAAAAAAAAAAAUUAUUUAAAUUCACGUUCUUUAAGAACGAAUUCGAAAUUAAUAUGUUGAAAAAUAAAUGAAAAGUUAUAUAUUAAUAUGUACACACGUAUGUAUAUAUAUAAAUAUAAAUAUUAUAAACGAAUUAGAGGGUCACACAUAUUCGCGCGUUGGUCGUCAGUGGAACGAAAGUGUUACACUAUCACAGAAACCCACGCAUAUAUUUAUUACAACCUUAAAUGCUCGUUCUAACACUGAAUAGAGGAACUCUUGAAGUAUGUUGAUUAUCGAAUUUUCGAUUUAUAAAGAAUAAACGAAAAAUGUAACGGCGAAAAUAGCGUGAAACUUGAAUUAUCGGUACGAUUCGAUGUCUCUUAACGGCGCAACGUCAUCCAGCAUUAUCACGACACAAUAAUAAUAGAAAUAAUGAUACUAAUAGCUAUAGUUACACAGAUAAGUUGAUUUGUAUCGAUUAUCGAUCGAGAUAAUGCCGAUAAACAGGAUCUAUCGUGUGGACAAAACAAACGUUAGCAAAUGUAUACGUAGAAAUACGUGAAUAGAAAUCCAUUCUGGGCAUGUGAGUCACCGAAGUGUUACGUUUUUCCGUUCCGCCAAUCGCAGUAGCGACAAAGCCCACCAAUUGUUAGGGAAUCGAGAGAAAAUUCUACACGUUUCGGCUCCAUUGUAUUGAAAAUUCAGAGAAAUUCAGGGAUUCUAGUUUUUUUUUCUGUAUUCUCGUAAACGUUCGCGAAAAAGAAGAAUUGAAAAUCGUAAGAUUCGGUGGCUCGAACGUUCCGGAAUUCUACCUGAAUACAGAAAUGUAUGCGUACACAAAUACAAACACGUUUUUCACCAGCAUUUUGCACAUUUGAUAUGAGAAACAAAAAAUAAACAAUAUUAAGAGAAUGAAAUGACAAAGAAAAACAAAAUAACUAGGCAAAAGAAAAAACACGAAAGUUAGGGAACAUGCGACUGCUGUAGCUUAAAAACCAAACAACAUUAAGAAAAUGCACAAUGUCACAGAUCUAUUUAUGUCAAUAACGUUUGAAAACAUUUACAAGUAUGUUUAUACGAUGAAAAAAAAAAACGAAAAAACUCAAAAAAUCUUGACAUCUCUGUUGAAAUUAGACAGAAUGAACGAUUAGAGAAAAAAAUGAGGAAUAAAAAAACAUCGUCGAUAAUGAGAUAUGAUGAAACUUGAUGAUCGCGUUUCAACCUAUCGAAAUCAUUGAUCAGUUGUUAUAUAUACAUAUAUAAAUACAUAUAAAUAUAUAUAUACAUAUUUUGUGUACCUUCAAACGCGAAGGCGAAGGGAAUAAGCCAUUACGAAACCUGUUAGCAAAGUAAAGCACAAAAACACACACACACGUGACACAUGCAUUUGCAUAAGAAUUUGCCAUCUUUAAAUACCGGGUUGAAAUUUGGUUUUCUAUACUUCGGUCGACUGGUGUAUCCUCGUGAAAAAUCCGUUAAAUGGUAUAUAACGUAAAAAAAACCGAUGCAUAUAUGUAUGUUUGGUAAACAAUGUAUCUUAACGUAUGCUCGAUGGACUACAGAGGUAACAGAAAAAAUAGUGCCUGGCACCAUUUUGUGGCCCUCCUCGUGUAAAAAUUAAAUUAUGAAAUUCUUCUGGGAAGGGUUUUUUUUUUCUCCGAGGCCCUGUUUCCGACAAUCUUUCGUACCAAUUGUAAUCGACGAAGGAAACAAGCCGAAGGAAAUAAGGAAUAGCGUAAAAGAGGGAAAUUCGCUCUGUAGCGGGUAAAACUUCGAAAUGAUCACAAAGUGCAAUCUUUCAGAGGGGGGAGGGGAGCACAAUUUUUUAAAUCGAACUAAAGGACAAACGAAUUUCGAGGAUGAUGAGGGUGCGGAAAAGAGGAAGAGAGAGAAUUAGAAACAAAGUAAAAGAGGAGUGUGAAGAAAUUGUUAUUUUUCAUAACGAAAAACUGAAAUUUGAUAUAUCGAAGAAAAAGUAUAUUAAUAUCGUCGCCCGUAGUAACUCGGAAGCUCCUAAUUCAUGAAAAACGCAAAGAACAAAGCGAGUUAGUUGAAUUCGAUGGAUAAAAACAUUGAGAAUUAUUUUGGUAAUGACGAAGUGACUCGAGCAGUCUGAAGUGUGACGCUUGAAAUGUGUUCACGUACGGUCGAAUUGCCGGAGAGGACAGCUGAUCGCGAAUUACCCUUGGCCUUUGAAAAACGAAAAAAGAAGACAAUUUUUUUAAUCGCUUAAACUCGAACCAACAUGCCCACAGAAAAUGCCUUUGACUUUGAAAAUAAAAAGAGAAUAAAUAAAUUUAUGGAAAGAGAAAAAGGAUUUUUUGGCCACAUAAUUAAAGGAUCUCCUGUACUUACAACUUCGAUUUUUUCACCAGACAAAGUGUAAUGAGCAAAGAUUAUUUUUCUUAUCGUUGAAACUGGACGCACACACACACACACACAGGCACGAAAUAUCACAAAAAAACGUUAUACGAGCAAGUAGUAAUCAUUGUAUUCAACAAACCGUUCAACUCAGGAAUGAAAGACGUAAAAAAAUAAAUAAUUAAAGAACAAUAGCGAGAGAGAGAGAGAGAGAGGGAUGUGCAGGAAAUAUAAAGUGAAUAAACGCGAUUGCAUAUUGCACUUUUGAAGGUACAGUUUUAACGUCGGUUACGCAACUUGCUCCAUCAUGGAAAUACAAUAUAGUGAUAUAGAAUUAAGGGGACUGUACGAGAAUUUUAAAAAAUAUAUGAAAGAAAAACUUGGGUAAACAAGGAAGAAACAUUUAUCGGGUGUACGUGGUUGAACGUUAAGCUUUACGUGCAUUACACAUUAAUCUAUAUUUUGUAAUAUGGACAACGUGUAUAAAAAUAAAACAUUGACGAUGGCGUGGCGCGAUGAAGAGGGAAUAAGAAAAGAGCAAAGGAAAAGCGAACUAAAAAAACGAAAUUUCUUUGAAUUUGAAAAGAUUUGAAAACUGGGUAAACUCGAUUUUCUUUUCAUUUAAAUAACUUGCAGAACAUAAAAAACAAUAAUUUGAAGUUUUUUCUGGUUAUGAAACUGUCGAUGCCGGAUGAAAAAAAUAGACAACAUAAUUUACACCAAUGCGCAAUUAAAUAACGUUUGACGAAUAUUUUCGAAAUAUUGAAAUCACACAGGGGCUGUUAAAGUUGUCGGAAUGCUGUGAAUGACAUGGACCAUCUUUAACAAAGGAGCUUUAUAUACUAUUAAAUAAUAUUCGGAUGAGAGGGAGAGAGAAUCUAUUGCAUCUUUUGUAUAGUAAAAAAAAACCAUGAUAAACAAAAAAAAGCGAGGCGUAAUCCGGGAGAAGCUAAUAUUGGCUUUGUAGACAAGAAUAAAAGAAUUAUAUGUAAAUAAAUGUGGUAAAUUUCACGUCGACGCGAGGUGCCAUUUUUUGAAAGUUUUUUUUUCUUACUACUGAUUAGACGUGUAAUCAAGUUAUCCUUAAACGACAAAAGGAUUUUUCAUGCAUCCGAAGCGUCUGUUUUCAGUACCAAAACAAAAAAGUACUCCAAAUUUAUCAAAUCAUUAUUUUUCAUUCCUCCAAUGAGAUACUUCACGAAUUUCGAUGGCUUGGUUGGCGUGCGAUGUUCCAUAUGUUAAUCGACCAGAAAAUAAAGAAAUCGUAACAGGCGUAAGGUAUAAUGAAAAAAAAAAAAAAAAAAACAAAUUUUUAAACAUGAAUUGUAAUGCACAGCACGGUUAAGAAUCGGUGUAAAGGAUUAGCAAAGUGAGAUUAACGAUGUACGUAUUAGCCACAACUGUUGUCACUGCAGAUAAACCGAUUAAACACAUAUAAAGAAGAUAAAAAAUACGAGAAAUGAAAAAAAAAAACAAAAAAAAACAAAAAAAAUUUAAACAUACAAGAUUAAAUACUGGACAUAUCUUAUAACGCCAACUUAGCAUCUCAAGUAUGGAGAUAAAACGUGAAAAAAUAUAUAAUAAAUAUAUAUAUGUUCAUAUAUAUAUAUAUAUAUAUUUAUAUAUUGUCAUACUAGCUGUUACUUACUGUUAUCCAAGAUGCAUCUCGAGAAACUCGUCGGUCAAAAGUUGGCUAUUCUUUUGAGAAAUAUGCAUAAAUAUAUAUAGUAUAUGUAUUUCGACGAGAACCUAUGAUUCUUGUAGAAAAAUUGUUACUGUAAUAUUGUUCGACGACGUUGGAAAAUCAUCGUCGUUAAAAAAAAUAAAAAAAUAAAAAAUAAAUAAACGCAAAAAGUGAAAAUCGAAUGCGUACGAGUUACGAGACAUGCAUUCUGUGAACGAAAAGAAUACUUAUAAAACCUUUAUGAAGCAAAAUUAUUAUCAACAUAUAUAAAAAAUAUUAGUGUGUUGUAAUAUUGUACCAUUUAUUUGUAUAAUAGAGAUUAUAACGAGUCGUUAAAAAAAUGGUUUGACGAGGAAAAAGAGUGUGAUUGAACGAGCGAGCGAGAGAGAGAGAGAGAGUGAGAGACAGAGAGUUAUAAUAAAAAAGAAUAUAAACUACGAAAUUUAGUGUGUUACGAAUGAUCGAAAUCCGUGAUAACUCCAUUGUGAAAUAUUAAGGGCGAGCUUACAUUGAUUCGAAGGCGUUACGAGAAGCGCACUCGAAAGUUGUUUGUUUUUCAAAUUGAAAAAAAAAAAAAAAAAAAAAAAAUUACUCUAAAAUGUGGCCACGGUUGAGAGUUGCAUUGAGUGUAACACGAGUGGAGGACGAAAGUGUAGAAUCGAAAAGAAACGGAAAUAGUUAUGACGCGAUAGAUCUUCGUAACAAAAUAAAUUUGUUGUAGUACACGAGCUCGUUUGUAGGUGAGCGAGCGCGGACACGAAACUAAUUCAUAUAGUGCCAUCGUAACAGUUUAAUUAAGGAGAGAAACGAUGCGGAAUGAUAAAAGAAGAUAAAUAAUAAGUAGAACGUACGAAGCUGUGCGUUCUUAAUUUUCGUUGUUUUCUUUUGUUUUAAACGAUUAUAACGAAAUAGUUGUUAGACUAUUAAAUUGGACAUGUGUAGUUACGACGUUGAAGACAGAGCCUUCGUUUUUAUGUUUGUGAGCAAUUAUGAUGUUUGCCAACGUAUAAAUCAUACGUAAAUUUGCAUAUAUAUUUCGCGUGGGAGUGACACGGUCCGUUGAUUUCCUGAUAAUGUACCGAUUCAUUGAAUUUUAUCGAGAUUCACGAAAAGGCAAAGAAAUAAAUAGUAAGAUCAAUCAACGAUUGCCCAGUUUUGACGACAGCGCUGAUUGUGCAUUAUUAUAAUAUCAUAUAAUAUCUAUUAUUAUAUGUAUAACAAUAUAAUACAUAAAUAUUAUAUGAAAUAUUAUAAUUUUUCAUUGAUUUUUCGUUCGAUAAAACUAACGUUAGAGCUGUUAUAUCAUGCGUGAAAGAUUUUUUUUAUUUCGUUAACCAUAGAGACACGUGGGUGUUGACGUUGAUGGAAAAAUGAACAUACAUAUAUACAUGAAUAUACAUGAAAAGAAAGCACCUCGUCGUAGUGACUCGUAAUUUUGUGGAAUCUCAUGAAAGAAAGAAAAAAAAGAAAACGAAUUACCGCAACAUCUCACGUACGGUACGCUUCAUUUUGGUGCUCGAUAUGCUCUCCCUCCCUUCCUCCCAACCCCAACGUUCCCUCGCCCCCCUCUACGAAUGAACGUUACGUUUUUAUCAAUUACCGAUUCUAUAUGAUAAAGAAAAAAAAAAAAAAAGUACGAUCAUAUAUAUAUUGCCUAUCGUCGGUCAGUAAGAUUAAUUAAAUGAGGACUUAGCGAUUAAUCAUUGUUAUUUCAUAAUGCUCUAUGUACAUCACACAUAUUCGUUAUAUUAAGAAAACAAUAUUAAGACGAAUAAGAACAAAACAUAAUGAUAACAAAUAAAUCGAAUAUAAACAAACGAAAAUCAUACAAUUACAAGCGUAUGCGACACGAUAAAAACAGCAAGAAUACAACUAAAUUGUAAACUCAUCGCAAUAUGAUUAAUAUUCAGUGUAUCAAGCAUAAUAUGCGCUAUAAUUAUCAUAUGAUGUUGCCCAUAGAAUACAUUUUACUUGGUUUUUAUAUUUCGCAGUUUACAUUUUAUUUUGUACGUUCGUCCAGCCUCGACACCACCACCCACCCUUUCUUCAUGCACUUGACGAAUAACCGAAAUUUAUGUUUUAUUUUUUUAUCGAAUGUUGUUUUGUUCUUAUCGAUUUGAAAUCAAAUUUCUCGUCAUUUUUUUCCUUUUCGUUACAAUGAAUUUUGGGUAUUUGUGUUUCACAAUUUUGAUGACGGAAAAAGAAACGCGCAUCCGUCGGUCGGUUCACCACGUUUUCAGCAUUUUUGUUCUCGCGAGGCCAGAGUAUUUUAUUUGACGUUUCGCAAGGGCUUUGCUUCUCCCGUUUAUUUAAAUCUUUUCCAUUAUUCGUUCAUGUCUUUGGCAUACAAGCAUGCAUUUAUAGUUACGGAACUAACCAUGACGAUCGUAAUGCGGAAUUACAAUUUUUUUUCAUUAUCUCUGGCAAACAAUCGUCGCUCGAGCCGAUGAUGUGCUCUCUCGAAUACUUUUUGCAUAACUCCGACAAAUGACGUUAACACCGAUGAAAAAUUGGUGACAUUAUCGAUCACAGGCAAUCCUGAGAAAAUUAAUGAACUUUCGUUUUGAAGGAAAAAUAAAAAUGAAGGGAAAAAAAAUUUGUUUAAUCCAGGCGACAAUUUGUGGUAAACUAAUAAUAAUAUUUUAAUAUAUUUCACGUUAUCGUCGAUGCAACGUCCAUUAACGUUUACGAAUGUGAGAAUGCAAAUAAUUCUCCGUGAUUCAAAGAUGAAAAAAACAGCCCAAUUUUUUAUAAACGUAAGUUUUAAUGUGAUAUAAGUUUGUCUUAUAUCUAUUUAUGGAGGAUAUUAUAGGAAAAAAGGGGAGAAACGAUUCGUAAUAACAGCAGAGGAACUUUGUCUUACAUGUGAUGGAAUGUACACACCCCGGUCCUCUUGGUAGAAUCGCCUUAAUAUCACGUGCCUCAAAUAAUAUUUAAACUGUUCACCUGCUUACCUGUAAUUUUAAUUAGUCUAUGUAAUGGAUCCGUGUAAAAUCGACUUAUUCUUUGUACUACUCUUGUAAAUACAUUCCAAAGAAUUACUGUCCACCAA